AUCUGUGAGUGUGCUUUAAAACUGUAAAACAUAUUUCUCAGCAAUUGUACAUUCGAAACCAACAUCAUAAACACAUCAAGCGGUGAGUAGAAGCCAUCUCUCAGACAUGUCGUGGGCCACCCCACCCACGGAAAGCUCUCUCCGACUCGUUUUUAAAUCCUUGGCAAUCUGUCAGGAAUGAGUUCACACCAUAGUAGUAACGUAGGGUGUUACCCAAACACACCAUUCUCCACAUCUGGAAACAUCAACAACAUAAACAGCUACACUGGCCAUGAUGCAUUUUUUUCUUAAAAAACCAAAAAAAAAAAAAAAAAACUUUUUUUUUUUUUUUUCAUUUUUUAAACCUACAGUUAAAGCUGAGACGAAGUAAGACACGCUGUAUUUUUAGUGGUUAAAUAAAUAGUACUUGAGUUAGUCUCUCCUGUCUUUAUCCCUAUGUGCCAGUCAGGAACAUAAGAACUUUAAAAAGGCAGAGAGAAGUAAAUGAAUUUCAGCACACUUCUCUCUUACACUCUCACACACAAACACACAAUUUGUUUAGAAAUAUCAUGGAAAGAGCAGGACAGAUGCAGCCCGGGGAAAUGCCUUCAGUACUUCCCACCCAGUUCUCCGGAAUUCUGUUAAAAUGCCACAUUAAGCGCUUCCUCUCCAGCCAGGGCGUAAAUCAGAGUGAAAACAGAACACUAUCCUCGUCAUUUCACACGCAAAAACAUGCGGAACAAACACAUCUGCUUUCUUUUUUUUCCUGCAGCAUGUUUGGAUCCUUCCUCAUUCUCCGUGUCUGUCCAUGACUGCGUGUCUGCGUGUCUGUGUGUGUGUGUGUGUCUUUGACCAGAGACUCCGUCUACAUGGGAAAUGUGAAGGUGCAGCUGGAGCUUUGCCAAGGAGAAAGAGUAGCAUGCUGCUUCCGUGCUCCAGUCAGAAGAGAGCAGAAGGGCAUGGUCUCAGUCAGCCACUAAACAGAGGGACACACACACAUAUACACACUCACACACAGAGACACACAUGACUCUAUCUCUGUUGACUUGAGCCCAAAACCACAGGGGAACAAUUCCGUACGCCGACAGAGGCAGCAUUGAAGGACGAAGCAACAGAUGUAUCUGAAAGACUGGAGGAAUUAACCAGCAUGCUGGAGAACCGCAAGAACAAAAACUGUGACCGGUUCAAUCAAGUGAUCCUCUUCUGACCUGAUCUUACCCCACUCAUGGCGAGGAUGAAGAGGGAUCGCUUCCUGCUGGCUGCCACCUUCAUCAUCAUCCUGACAGUUGAUGUCUACUUUGUUCUUCUUCCCAGACUGAGAGCCUGGCAUGACUUGUCCAGGGGUGGCUGCAGCUGCAAUGGGGUUAACGGCAGCGCCGGCUUUACCGAGCAGGUUCCUCACAAAAGGACCAGGUUCGUAUCUCAGAAAGGAUCCAAGCUGAAGAGACUUUUUGCCCAUCCGCUGUACAAUAUUCAUCUGCCGGAGCUCACGCAGGAUGAGAGAUUGCUGGAAGAAGAAGAUCUCAUGGAAUAUUACAGGAGGAAAGUGACCCGCUGGGAGAGACAGCAGAAGUUCUACAUCGAGGCCGCAGCAGCGUCGAACGUCUCACUGCCUGAGCAACCUGUAAACUUCGAUCCUGAUGCUAGCUGGCUGAAAUUCCAUUUGGGGAUUAAUAGGUACGCACUGUACUCCAGAGACGACCAAAACAUCGAUAAGCUACUGCAAGACAUGCGGAGAGCCACGAUCAUCGGAGCAGAUUACACUCAAGAUGAAAAAGCUUUAAAGGGAACCUGUGAUUGCUCACAAGUGGUUAAGCCGAGCGGCCAUCAUCUGAAACUUGCACUGAAGUUGCAAGACUUUGGGAAAGCUAUGUUCAAGCCUAUGAGACAGGAACGCCAUGAAGAGACACCCGAGGACUUCUUUUAUUUUGUUGACUUCCAGAGACACAAUGCGGAAAUCGCUUCCUUCCAUCUGGACAGGGUCCUUGAUUUCCGGAGAGUUCCACCUGUGGUUGGGAGGCUCAUUAAUGUCACAGGCGAGGUGUUGUACACAACAUACAACGAGGAGCUGCGGAGUGUUUUCUUCACCUCGCCAGCCAACAAUACAUGCUUCUUUGCCAAGUGUCUGUACGUGUGUAAGACUGAAUAUGCGGUGUGUGGAAAUCCAGAUCUUCUGGAAGGAUCCAUGUCAGCCUAUCUGCCCGGAUUGAGUGUAGCGCCUCGCAUUUCCAUCCCCAGCCCCUGGAUCCGCUCUUAUACCUUCACUGGAAAAGAGGAUUGGGAAGUAAAUCCAUCAUACUGUGACAACAUCAAAAGACUAUAUCCUUACAGCUCUGGAAACAGACUACUGAAUAUCAUAGACAUGGCCAUAUUUGAUUUCCUGAUAGGAAACAUGGACCGGCACCACUAUGAAAUUUUUACCAGGUUUGGCGAUGAAGGUUUUCUGCUUCACCUGGACAAUGCGAGAGGGUUUGGCAGGCACUCCUAUGAUGAAAUGUCCAUUCUGGCACCUCUGACCCAGUGCUGCAUGAUCAAGCGCUCGACGUUGCUCAGGCUGCAGCUGUUGAUGCAAACAGAAUAUCGUCUCAGUGACGUGAUGAGAGAGUCUUUGGCUCGAGACCCACUGAGACCUAUUUUGACUGAACCCCACCUGCAGGCUCUUGAUCGGAGACUGGAGCGUGUGCUCAGAUCUGUGAGUAGGUGUGUGAAGAAGCUUGGGGAAGCCAAGGUGGUGGUCACAGAUUUCACGGAUGCCGUGAGUGGAGCUACAGAAGGGAAACGCAAAACGAGCAGGUGAUCGAUGCUGAUGAGAGAGAAUGAAUAAGUGGAAAACAUAAAGAAAGUUGUCAAAGACUUUGUUUGGGCCUCUAGUAGGUGUACACAGAGAGGCCAGGAUGUAGACAUGUGUGAUAAGGAACAAAGGGAUGAAGCCAAGGAAUAAUAGAAAAACACUGGAUCACCAACUCGUGGAUGUACCUCAUAUGCUCUGGCCUGUCCGAGGAAGAACUUUUAAUAUUUAAUUUCCUAACCGUCGAUAACCAAUAGGGAGAAAUGUGCACGUGCACCAGAGCGAUUUGUAGAUCUGCACAUUUCGUACCAAAUUGUUGCACGCUGGAUGCUUCACUGUCGGGGAAGUUGUUUUCAAAAUCGUAAAACUGACAGAUGACGCCAUGUUCCUGAGAAACGGCUGUGGGAUCUGUGGUGUACUCUUCAGGCAAACACAUGUUUGUAUGGAACGUUCGAACAUUCCACUGAUUAUCUGCCUCCUCUUUUUUUUCUGCAACAUUUUAAACAAACACUCAUUAGGGACAAAGAAAAAGACAGGACAGAGAGCAAGGAAGAGGUCGAUUUCUUCAGAGAAAAGUAUAUGCCAUUAAAAUGUUGGAAACAGAAUGGAUUUGUGGCUUUCGUUUCAGACGUCAAGCAAGCAUAUAAUCCUUGGCUGUCUCUUUGGUUCACAGUUUGCAGGCUUUCAAGUGGAAUCUCAAACCUGCCAGAAAAAAAAGAAAAGAAAAAAAAAAUCAUCCGAACUAUUUACAGACAACCCUUCCUUUGCCAAAACUUUGUUCCAACUUGUGGUAUGCAGUUUAUUGCAACACAAAUGUCAAAGGUAGAAGGCAGAAAGUAGUCUUUGGAACAGACUGCAGCAUGUUCCCAGUGACAACUAAAGUGCCUUUAAAAUAUAUACAUAUGUGAAACAGAUUUUCUCAAAGAGCAAAAAAAAAAAAAAAAGUAUCUGAGCUUGUUCAUGAAGAUUAAACAAAAAACUAUUUGGACUAAAAAGUUAAAUCAAUUAAAAUCUGUCGAAAAGUG
This is a messenger RNA of Clarias gariepinus (North African catfish), 3792 nucleotides long. RefSeq names its product FAM20A golgi associated secretory pathway pseudokinase (gene fam20a). Gene Ontology annotation, cellular component: Golgi apparatus. The coding region runs from base 1205 to 2776 and encodes 523 amino acids. Gene Ontology annotation, molecular function: protein serine/threonine kinase activator activity. NCBI's taxonomy places the organism in Eukaryota, Metazoa, Chordata, Actinopteri, Siluriformes, Clariidae. The record is from RefSeq and is a predicted model, not a curated record. The transcript is spliced from 11 exons.